GUCAACUAGAAGUACAACCCUGCGUUGUUUUCUGUGGGAACACAUACCUUAGAAAUCCAGUUUGUUGCUGUCCGUGUGUGUAACUGUAACAUCCCCCACCAGGAUGGACCACCUCUGACGGGGAAGAAUGUUUCACCGUCGAUUCCUGCCGGCGCGGACCGCAGCGCCCGAGCUGUUGUUGCUGCUGCUCUUGCCGAUGCUUUUGCUCCGGGGCCUUCCCGGGUGCUGCGGCCUGGCGGCAAGACUUGCGGUUCCCACCCGUUUGAGGAACACGAUAGUCCUCGGCGGCCCUCGGUCCCCCUCCCCCGCACCUCUGUCUCUUCCUCUCAAGCGCCACGGGCGGCGUAGCUGCAGCAGCAGCAGAACCGCGCCGCUGCCGGCCCGGGCGGAGGUCCUGUUCGGGGAAGAAGAAGACCCUUCCGGACCAAAGGGCAUUCUGUCUCGCAAGGCUCCAAGGGUGGUCGCUGCCGCCGCUUCCGCAAUCCUGCUGCUCGGCCUCUCCGCCUGCCUCUCCGCCCGAAUUUCCUCUCUGGUUUCCCCUCUGGCGUCCUCCCUGGCCGCCCUCGGCCCGUCGCUCCUCCGGAGGCUCCCGGCCGCCGCACCGAUCCGCACCAGGCCGCUGGCGCUGGCCCUGGGGAUCGUCCUAACCGCGAGGGCUUUGGCAUUGGCUUUUGGGGCCGGGAGGCGGCGGGCCAGGGACGCCACCUCGGAGUGGCAGCGGUACGCCGAGCACCCCGGGGCACGCGGCCGGGCGAUCCUGGCGAUGGUGGCGAAGCAGUCCCUGUGGAUCGCAACCGCGGCGGUCCUCGGCGGCCUCGGGGCCAGGGCCCGGUCGAAGAGGCUGCGGAGGCACGCGGGGGCGGCCUUUUCGGCGUCGCUCCUGGGGCUCGGCCCGCUCUACGUCAAGCUCGGGCAGAUCGCCUCGUGCCGCAAGGGUUUGCUCGGGGAGGAGUGGAUCGAGGCGCUGGAGGACCUCCAGGACAGGGUCCCCGCCAGGAAGGGCAGCGAGGCACUGGAACUCGCGCACUCGGCCCUCCCGGGCGGGAGGGACGACUUUGACAAGUGCUUUGUCGACUUUGACACGACCCCGCUGGCGGCGGCCUCCCUGGGACAGGUCCACAGGGCGAGGCUGCGCGACACCGGCGAAGAAGUGGCCAUCAAGGUCCAGCGGCCACACCUGAAAAAGAUCUACGACAGGGACCUUGCGCUGCUCACCGCCCUGGCCCGCUCGAUGGACAAGCUGUCCAGCCUGCGCUCGAGGGGUUCCGGGGGGGCCGGGCCGUCGUGGACGCAGAUCUUUGCGGACGCCGAGGCCAUUCUGUACCGGGAGAUCGACUACCGGGACGAGGCAAGCAACGCGGCGCGCUUUGCCUCCGACUUUGGCCUGGGGAUCGGCGGAACCAGCAACGCCACGACCACCGCGCUGGCCCGGAACUCCAAACCGAUGCCCGAGGCCUCGUCUUGGAUCCGGACGCCCCACGUGUACCCCCACCUCUCGAGCGAGCGCCUGCUGGUCCAGGAAUACGUCCCGUCCAUCAAGAUCACGGACGGGCCGGGCCUGGACGCGGCCAACCUCACCGCGGAGGACCGUGCGGGGCUCGCGGACGACCUGGCCCGGGCCUACCUCCGCCAGUUUUGCUGCAACCUCUUUUUUUCCACGGACCCCCAUCCAGGUACGAACGAUAAAAAAAAUGCAACGGAACGGAAUGAAAAGAAACGAAAUGAAACGAAACGUACGGGGAAAUCGAUCGCGAACCACGAAUCACCAUCGGGGGGUUGGGUUGGGUUGGGUUGUGUUGUGUUGUUUUGUGUUGGCGCGGGAACGAUCGAUGCACACUCACGACCGUGCUGUCUUUGCUGUUUUCGUUGACACGCACAGGUAAUCUCGGAGUGGAACUGGUACCGACGGACGGGCACGACGGAACCAACCUUUCGACGUCCACGAGACCAAGAUUGGUCAUGUACGACUUUGGACAGGUCGCGACCCUGACAAAGAGCCAAGCCGACGGCAUUCUAGAAAUCAUCGAAGCCAUUAUUGACACCGACGUGGAACGAUCCAUUGAAGCCUUUCAAAAAAUGGAGGUGCUAGUGGAGGAUGCCGAUCUGGACCAGGUGCGACAGAAGGUUGCCGAAAAUUACCGGUGAGUCGAAACGAUGCCAUGCAUGACUUCAUGGAACGAGACAGACAGGCAGGCAGGUAGCAAGCCAGCCAGUCAGCCAGCGACCAGAAGCAUCUUUGUGCUCCUACUAACCCAGCACUGCAUGCAUUUGUAUUUGGAAUUGGAAUGAAGAACGGGGAAGAUAAAAGCCAACCGAAAAAAACUGCGCCAAAAAGGAUUCACGUUUCGCGACGACGACAACGACGGCGAAUCAGGGCUUCUUUCGGCCAACAAGACGACGGCAGCAGCAGCCGAAUCGCAGGGAGGAUACAGCGAAAGCCAGGUAAUGUCCUCCUUUACGCUGCCAGCAGAAUACGCGUUCGUCGCCCGUGCAAUUUCGCAGAUGGACGGGGUGGGAAAAUCUCUGGAUCCCGACUUUGAUUUCAUUUCGAGUGCCGCGCCCUACAUUGUCGAAAUCAAGGGAACCGAUCUCUACCUCAAGGACGAGGCCACCAAGUUCGCUCGCUCGUGCCAGGAACGACUGGAGAUGCUACGGGAUUUCUGGACAAAGGGCAUUCAAGCGUGGAUCUCGACAUCGACGCAAAAUAAAUAAAUAAAUAGCUAGCGAGACAACCAAAUGCAAGCAAGGUGCGCAACGCAUUUUUUGGUGCUUCUUUGGUGCAACCCGCUGUACAUUUGGUUUGCAUCGGCGGAACGACAGCCUUUGACUGCAACACGCAGGAUUCGAGGCCUCGUGUUUUGAAUGCCCGAUGAUUCGUCCCACUCGUGAUCCGUGUUACACUGUGUAACGACAACAAAAGUGAUACUUGUGA
Molecule: messenger RNA, 2932 nt
Organism: Pseudo-nitzschia multistriata
Lineage: Eukaryota; Bacillariophyta; Bacillariophyceae; Bacillariales; Bacillariaceae
Source: the annotation of a GenBank genome assembly